AUGGACUCCAAAAAAUCGCAUCUCUCGCGUUUCCGGCGGCAUAUGGCGCAGGAUGUGCACCAGGACUGGUCCGACAUCAUCCUCGUCGUGCUCUCCUUCAUCUCUGGCAUGGUGGAUUCAGCUGUCUUCAACACGUGGAGCUGCUUCGUGAGCAUGCAGACUGGAAAUACUGUCUAUGUCGGCCUCGGCGUCUCCGGCCAACCCUACAGCCAGCCCUACCGCUGGGCCAAAUCCAGCACGGCCAUUGCCUCCUUCUGCCUGGGAUGCUUCGUCUUCAGUCGGGUCUCGCGGGUGUUGAAGCCCUUGAAACGGUCCACCAUGGUAGCCUCGAUGCUUGUACAGGUCGUUUUGUGCUUCGUUGCUUUUGGCCUCGUGGUCAGCGGCUUCGUGCCCAAGGACGCUGGUGAUCGUCUACCUCACGACUUCAUCGUGCUGCUGCCGCUCAGCCUGUUGAGCUUUCAGAGCGCUGGGCAGAUUGUCAUGAGUCGGUUUUUGGGAUUCAACGAACUCCCCACCGUUGUCCUCACCAGCACCUACUGCGACCUCUUCAUGGAUUCCGCUCUGUUCACGACCCCCAUCGUGACACGGGGCGCCAAUCUUAAGCGCAACCGCCGCUUCAUCUCCGUGAUCGCGCUGGUCGUCGGUGCCGCCGCCUCGGGCUUCUUGACUGAGGACGGAGACAUUGGGCACCCAUUAUGGAUCACAGGCGUGCUCAAGAUCGCCAUUGGCUGCGUUUGGGUCUUUUGGCAGGGAAAGGGUGCAAUUCGCCUGGAGUAG
Molecule: messenger RNA, 777 nt
Organism: Cyphellophora europaea CBS 101466
Lineage: Eukaryota; Fungi; Ascomycota; Eurotiomycetes; Chaetothyriales; Cyphellophoraceae
Exons: 3
Coding region: 1-777 (258 amino acids)
Source: RefSeq, a predicted model, not a curated record